Molecule: messenger RNA, 2573 nt
Organism: Emiliania huxleyi CCMP1516
Lineage: Eukaryota; Haptophyta; Isochrysidales; Noelaerhabdaceae
Exons: 6
Coding region: 100-2082 (660 amino acids)
Molecular function (GO): metal ion binding
Source: RefSeq, a predicted model, not a curated record
GCGAGUCAGGCUGCUGGGCUUGGGCAAAACCAGGACCGUCUCGCGCGCGCCCAGCAGAUUGUGCCCCCCGCGCGGCCAGUCGGGCCUGCCCGCGGCGCGAUGGAAAAUGACCCAAACAUGGCGCUCAUCUCCGCCAUGACCGAGCUGUGCGGCCAAAACGACGAGAUCCGCGGCGCCCCGCAGAUGAAGCAGCUCAUCUCGCUCCUGGCGUCGGACGAGACGGGCGGCGCGCUCGACGAGACGGGGCAGGACCUGGUCGCCACCUCGCUCAAGGCGACCGAGGACGCGGCGCUGCUCGACGCCUUUGUGCGCUCGGAGGCGGCGCUCAAGCGCCUCGUCAAGUGGCUCGAGGCGAGCAUGUCUGGCGAGCGGGCCGAUCAGACGCGCGUGCUGCUCUCGCUGUUUGCCCACCUGCCCAUGACGGUCGAGGCGCUCAUGGCGUCAAAGGCGGGGCACGUGGUCAACAACGCGCGCAAGGUGGAGAACGAGGCGGUCAAGAAGGCCGCGGUCGAGCUGGUCAAGGCCUGGAAGGCCAUGUCCAGCGGCAAGCCCGCCGCGCCAAAGCCGCCGCCCGUUGCCAAGCGGCCCGCGGCGCCAGCGCCCGCGCCCGACGCCAAACGCGUCCGGCCCGAGGCGGCCGAAGACGAGGACUUUGGGCUGGACUCGGCCCUGAGCGGCGCCGGCGCGCCCCGCAAGGCGUCGCUCAAGCCCGACCACCUCCGAGCGCGGAGGCCCGUGCAGCAGCUCCCCUCGACGCUCCCCUCGCGCAGCCGGCCGCCGCCCGCGCCAGCGCCGGACGCCGCCGCGCCCCGAGCCGAGCCCGCGGCCCCGCCGCCGCGUCCCGCGGCCGCGCCGGUUGCGGCGCCGCCCGCCGCCGCGCCGGCCCCUCCGCCGCCGCAGCCCGCCGCAGAGCCGCCCGCCAGCUCCGUGGUUGCGCGCAAGCCGCCCUCCUCCAAGCGCGUCUCCUGGAGGGGCACUGAGGAGCUCGUCGAGACGCGCGAGUACAUCGUCGAGGCGAAGAAGGCGGCGACCACCUCGUGGGGCGACCUGCUGCAGGCCGAGCGCGAGCGCGAGCGGCUCGCGAUGCAGCAGCGCCUGUCGGCGGACAACGACCCGUGGGCGAUUGGCGGCGGCGACGACGAGCCCGCGGAGGCCGCCCCGCAGACGCAGACCAGCGCGCCCGCGCCGUCGAGCGCGCCGCCGCCGCGCGCGUCCGCGUCCGCGCCCGCCGAGCCCCCGGCGGCGGCGGCGGCGGCGGCGGCGGCUCCAGCGUCGCAGCCCGAGCCGGUGCCGGCGCUGGUUGCGUGGCGCACGCCGCCCAUGCUCGAGGACACGUUCUGGCCAAAGGCCAAGGGCGACGACAGCAGCGAGCGCGACGCGCAGGCGGCGCGGCGCAAGUCGAGGCCCGAGGUGUCCUUCCGGCGCAUGCAGGACGUGGUGGGCAUGCCGGCGGAGCCGCCGCCCGAGUCCGCGCCGCCCCACGAGCCCGUCGAGAUCCCGUUCGAGAAGGCCGCCACGCCAGACCCGCCGCCCGCGGCCGCUCCGGCGCCGCUGCUCACGCCGGCGCCGCACCCGCCCGCCGGUGUGGGCGGCGGCGCGCCGGGGGGGGUCGGGGGCGUCAACAUCGUCGGCGCGGGCGCGCAGGCGAUGCUCCUGCAGCAGCAGCAGCAGCUACAGCAGCAGCGCCAGCAGCAGCAGGCCGCGGCUGCGAUGCAGCCGUUUGGCGGUGUCGGGUUUGGCAUGAUGAGUGGGCCACAAAACGGGUUUGGCGGAGGCGGAGGCGGAAGAGGCGGAGGUGGAGGUGGCGGAGGCGGGCUAACUGAGAGGCUCAUGGGUAGCUUCAUGCAGCAGCAGCAGGCGAGCGCCCCCGUCCCCGCCGGCCGCGGUCUCGGCUUCCCGCAGGGCGCCGGCGGCCCUGGCGGGUCGCGGUAUCGGACACGGCCGUGUCGCUACUUUGCUAACGGAGGCUGCAAAAACGGCGACCAGUGCACUUUCCUCCACGACCCCUCUAACCUCGGUACGCCGGCAGACUGGGGCGCGCCGUUCCGGCCCCCCUUUAUGUCGGGCAAGGGGUUCCGGUAGCCCCUCUAACUGGUUAAACCCAGAAACACCCACGAACGACGAAGCACGAUGUCUGCAUGCGCGGGUUCGUGCGGCGGGGAGACGCCAGACGGCGGCAGUCGGCACCCCCAGAGGCAGAGCGAGGGCCCAGAGCGCAGCGAGAGGCGAGCCCGGAGCCGGAGUCGUCUCGUGGCGACGGUGGCGGAGUCCGGAGAGAUCUCCGCACCCUCUUGGUCUUGCUCUUUCUCUUCUCACUUUGACUGAGAUCUCCACACCACCGCUCCCCCCGCGUGUGCGCCGUGGCUCUCGCUGGAGACUCUGCCCUCUGCGCGAGGCGCCGAGGCCGCCCGAGGGCUCGAGGCGCGAGGGCCGAGGGGGGCGACGAGGGGCGCGGCCCGGGGCGGCAGCGGGGGGUGCGAGGGACAUGGGCGGGGCCGCGGGCGAAGAUGGGUGACCCCGGUGGAGGGCGAGUGACGGGUGUUGAGCGGCUCUCUUUAAAAAUAACUUAAAUU